AUGGCGGAGGUGGUGAGUCCGGUGCCCGGGGCGGGGCGGAGGGAGCCAGGGGAGGUGGGUAGAGCCCGAGGCCCCCCAGUAGCCGACCCUGGCGCCGCGCUGUCUCCCCAGGGGGAGAUAAUCGAGGGCUGCCGCCUGCCCGUCCUGCGGCGGAACCAAGACAACGAAGAUGAGUGGCCCCUGGCUGAGAUACUGAGCGUGAAGGACAUCAGUGGCCGGAAGCUUUUCUACGUCCAUUACAUUGACUUCAACAAACGCCUGGAUGAAUGGGUGACCCACGAGCGGCUGGACCUAAAGAAGAUCCAGUUCCCCAAGAAAGAGGCCAAGACCCCCACCAAGAACGGACUUCCUGGGUCCCGCCCCGGCUCUCCAGAGAGAGAGGUGCCGGCCUCCGCCCAGGCCAGCGGGAAGACCUUGCCAAUCCCGGUCCAGAUCACACUCCGCUUCAACCUGCCCAAGGAGCGGGAGGCCAUUCCCGGUGGCGAGCCCGACCAGCCGCUCUCCUCCAGCUCCUGCCUGCAGCCCAACCACCGCUCAACGAAACGGAAGGUGGAGGUGGUUUCACCAGCGACCCCAGUGCCCAGCGAGACAGCCCCAGCCUCAGUUUUUCCCCAGAAUGGAUCAGCCCGUAGGGCAGUGGCAGCUCAGCCAGGACGGAAACGAAAAUCGAAUUGCUUGGGCACUGAUGAGGACUCGCAGGACAGCUCAGAUGGAAUACCGUCAGCUCCUCGCAUGACUGGGAGCCUGGUGUCUGACCGGAGCCACGACGACAUCGUCACCCGGAUGAAGAACAUCGAGUGCAUCGAGCUGGGCCGGCACCGCCUCAAGCCCUGGUACUUCUCCCCAUACCCGCAGGAGCUCACCACUCUGCCCGUCCUCUACCUCUGCGAGUUCUGCCUCAAGUACGGCCGAAGCCUCAAGUGUCUGCAGCGUCACUUGACCAAGUGUGACCUGCGACAUCCUCCAGGCAACGAGAUUUACCGAAAGGGCACCAUCUCCUUCUUUGAGAUCGAUGGACGUAAGAACAAGAGUUACUCCCAGAACCUGUGUCUUCUGGCUAAGUGUUUCCUCGACCACAAGACACUGUACUAUGACACAGACCCUUUCCUCUUCUACGUCAUGACGGAGUAUGACUGCAAGGGCUUCCACAUCGUGGGCUACUUCUCCAAGGAAAAGGAAUCCACAGAAGACUACAACGUGGCCUGCAUCCUGACCCUGCCUCCCUACCAGCGCCGGGGCUACGGCAAGCUGCUGAUCGAGUUCAGCUAUGAACUCUCCAAAGUGGAAGGGAAAACGGGGACCCCUGAGAAGCCCCUCUCGGAUCUCGGCCUCCUAUCCUACCGAAGCUACUGGUCCCAGACCAUUCUGGAGAUCCUGAUGGGGCUGAAGUCAGAGAGCGGGGAGAGGCCGCAGAUCACCAUCAAUGAGAUCAGUGAAAUUACCAGCAUCAAGAAAGAGGAUGUCAUCUCCACUCUACAGUACCUCAACCUCAUCAACUACUACAAGGGCCAGUAUAUCCUCACACUGUCGGAGGACAUCGUGGAUGGGCACGAACGGGCUAUGCUCAAGCGGCUUCUUCGGAUCGACUCCAAGUGUCUGCACUUCACUCCCAAGGACUGGAGCAAGAGGGGAAAAUGGUGACCAGGCACUGCCCGUGGCAGUGCCAGCGAAGCCAGCA
This is a messenger RNA of Physeter macrocephalus (sperm whale), 1678 nucleotides long. RefSeq names its product lysine acetyltransferase 5 (gene KAT5). Lineage: Eukaryota; Metazoa; Chordata; Mammalia; Artiodactyla; Physeteridae. The transcript has 13 exons. Gene Ontology annotation, cellular component: chromatin; MSL complex. Gene Ontology annotation, molecular function: transcription coregulator activity; histone H4K16 acetyltransferase activity. The record is from RefSeq and is a predicted model, not a curated record. Gene Ontology annotation, biological process: negative regulation of DNA-templated transcription; positive regulation of transcription by RNA polymerase II. Bases 1 to 1641 code for a protein of 546 amino acids.